GGCCGCCUACGCGCGCCGCGACUGACGUGUCCCGUGAUCGCACUCUGCCCGGCGGGGCCGCGGGCCCGCGCCGCAUCCGCCAUCGCGAUCCGCGAUCCGCUCACAGCCCGGCGAUAUAUACGAAGUUUCUACAUUAAAUUUUUUACUCAUUUAUAAUUUGGAGAAGCGGACAGUGACUUUAUGGGUUGAGAACGUGGAGUUAUGCGACGGGGACACGAGAACUAAAUGUGCACAGCCGAGCACCAUGGCUUCCUUCAAAGAUUGGCUGACAGUGACGUGGGCGCAAGGCGGCAUGCAGCUGCAACCCGAUGCCGACGACGACAUCGACUCCGUCAAGGGACGAUGCGGACGCGCCGGCAGCCUCGCUACAUCCGGCGAAAAGCUGCUCGAACUGCUGCGGCCCAGCGCGGGCACGCCGCGGCGGCACUCCACGGCGGCGUGUGCGCCCGCGCCCACACAGCCCUUGCGCCCCACCGGCUUCGUCUACUGCCCCUCAGACGCACUGCCCUAUUGCCCGCCUUCCAGGAUCGCGCCGCCGCCUGUCAGGCAUCACGUCAAGCUACCUCCACCACCACAAAUCCAGCUACCGACACAAAUCCAGCCACCAGUAGCACAGAUAGCGUCACCGGCGCCACCACCUGUACCACAACGUACAGCACCUCCUCCUCCGCCGGUACCAACGGCGCCUCCCGCGCCGCCGCGUCGCUCCCCGCAGCCCCCGCGCCGACAUCCUCCACCAACUCCACCUCGGCCCACUGCGACCAGCCCAGCGGAUCCCAACGGCAACCGCCGGCAAUCCACUCCAGUCCAGUCUCAGCCACCACCACGUCUCGACUGUAACCGUAAUCCCCAACCUGCAAUGGCACGGAGGCCUCCUCAAAAAAUGCCCGACACUCCAUACACUCCUCCUCCACAAAACAACCAAUCCAUGAAACGUUCUCCGAGUUCUGGCUCGAACAUCAGCGUUCGCCAAGACUCCAACGUGUCUUCAGAUUCGUUCAGCCAGACGUCGUCCCCGUCUUACACUACGAAGACAAUGGAAGCGCCAUUGCUUCCUCAUCAACACGUGAACAAAAGCUUAAACGCAAAGAUUGCAAGAGGAUUGCUACUUAAAGAACAACAGGAAAAGGAAGCAGGAAACCAACCUAUAACGAAAAGCAUGUCGACGCCUGCGUCACUGCAGACCAUUGUCAGAUUCCAAAACGGGAGCAACAUGUCGCUUCAUCAUCGGAUGCUCCGCGACAUGCGCGGCGGCGGCGUCGAGGGCUCCCCGCACCGAUUCAGGCUGAUGCAGAUCCUGCUCAACGCCGUAGCGCUACUUGCCAUCACCGGCGCGCUCUUCGCCUACUUCCGCGCCAACCCUGCUGUGCAGGUAGAGUACGUCUCCCAAGUGGUCAAUCGGACGAUAGUGGCGUGGCCGGCGGCGACGGAGCCACCGGACAAGAACCCCGCGCCUGGCGUUUGCCUGCCCGUCAUCGUUAACUUCUGCCACCAGCACCGCGUCUCAUACAACUACACCAUCUUUCCCAAUUAUAUUGGGCAUUUCGGACAGAGGGAUGCUCAGCAGGCGACAAGCUUGGUUCAUAUAUGGACAGUCGAACCUGUCCGCAAUCAUGCGCAUGAUGGUGUUGGGGCUGACCCGUACCCUGCUCACCAGUGCCAAUGCCCGUUUGCGCAUGGUCGAGUAAAAACAGUCGACGUGAGCCGCUGCGAACAUGCCCGAGGCGCUGCAGUAUCGGGGCAGCCCCAUCAACACCCUAAACGCAUUAUUGUAUUGGACACGGAGGGCCCUAUAUGUCUUCUGAGAGACCUGGAGAUCUACGACGCAGUGGUUGACGUGCGCUGCUACGAGCUGACAGCGCUUUUCCUCUGCUCGCUGUUCGUCCCCAAGUGCGGCCCGCUGGGGCACAUGGUGCGCCCCUGCAAGAGUCUUUGCCAAGAAACGAUGCGUCGCUGCGGUUUCUUCCUUGAGGUUUUCGGCUUAUCAAUGCCGGACUACUUGCAAUGUGAUAUUUUCCCUGAGUCCAUGGACACUGAUGUCUGCCUCGGCAACCGCGAGGUGAAGGAAGUACGCUUCAGAGCAUCCAAAGCAGUAUGUCCGAACGGGUUUCAAUGUGACGUGAACCGCUGUAUCCCGCACGACUGGCGCUGCGACGGACACGUCGACUGCGCAGAUCGUUCCGACGAGCUCAACUGCCGCGUGUGCAAGCGCAGCGGGGACGUGCACUGCGGGAAUCAACAGUGCAUCUCGCAAGCGCACAUUUGUGACGGAAAGAGGGACUGUCUAUGGGGACAGGACGAGAGGAAUUGCUGUAAGUUGCCAAUAUGA
This is a messenger RNA of Hyposmocoma kahamanoa, 2329 nucleotides long. RefSeq lists its product as uncharacterized. Gene Ontology annotation, cellular component: plasma membrane. Gene Ontology annotation, biological process: non-canonical Wnt signaling pathway; canonical Wnt signaling pathway. NCBI's taxonomy places the organism in Eukaryota, Metazoa, Arthropoda, Insecta, Lepidoptera, Cosmopterigidae. The record is from RefSeq and is a predicted model, not a curated record. The transcript is spliced from 12 exons. The coding region runs from base 245 to 2329 and encodes 694 amino acids. Gene Ontology annotation, molecular function: Wnt receptor activity; Wnt-protein binding.